Phalaenopsis equestris is the source of this 1024-nucleotide messenger RNA. RefSeq names its product putative caffeoyl-CoA O-methyltransferase At1g67980. The transcript is spliced from 4 exons. Lineage: Eukaryota; Viridiplantae; Streptophyta; Magnoliopsida; Asparagales; Orchidaceae. Gene Ontology annotation, molecular function: S-adenosylmethionine-dependent methyltransferase activity; O-methyltransferase activity. The record is from RefSeq and is a predicted model, not a curated record. Bases 117 to 836 code for a protein of 239 amino acids.
GGCCAAGGUUUGGGAGGAGAUAGGCCUUCUUCUUCCUUCAGUUCAUCAGGAAGAGAGAAACAAGUCUCCUUAGUCAUCUCUCUCCCUCUCCCUCUCCCUCUCAACCCCCUAGCGGAAUGGACGGCGAUGAUCUCUCCUUCCUCGAAAAGUGUCUCCUACAAAGUGAAGCUUUACAUAAGUACAUAUUGGAGACCAACGUCUUGCCAAGAGAACAUGAACUUCUUAAGAAACUGAGAGAAGAAACCAAGGCCAGAAUUCCCAGAAGGGCUUUAAUGAACGUCCCCCCUGAAGAAGGCCAGCUCUUAUCUAUACUCCUCAAGGCAAUGAACGCCAAGAGAACCAUCGAAGUUGGUGUCUUCACUGGCUACUCUCUUCUUGCCACAGCUCUUGCCUUGCCCAAGGAUGCAAAGAUAACGGCGAUUGACAUCUCGAGGGAGUGCUACGAAGUCGGUCUUCCAUUCAUCAAGGAAGCAGGAGUUGAGGACAAGAUCAAUUUCAUUGAGUCGGAUGCGGUUCCGGCGCUUGAUAAAUUAGUUGAAGAAGUUAGCGAGGACGAGCUGUUCGACUUCGCCUUUGUUGAUGCUGAGAAAUCAAGGUAUUGGGAUUAUCAUGAGCGGAUAUUAAAGCUGGUGAGGGUUAAUGGACUCAUCUGCUAUGACAACACGCUUUGGCUUGGAACGGUUGCGCAUCCUCCUCAACAAGAUGUUCCUGCUUUCGUCAAUUAUUUGAGGGAGGUUGUGCUCAAAUUCAACGAUAAGCUCGCCGCCGACACGAGGGUCGAGCUGUCCCAGGUUUGCAUCGGCGAUGGGCUGACGAUCUGCCGCCGCAUCGCCUGAACUGGAAGUGGAUUGGGAUGCAGUUAUUGAAGGAGCUGUUGGUCUUGUUUCUCUUACUCUAUUGCAUGUUUGGUAAUUUGCUUUAUGUAUUAUGUUCUGUUCUGCACUAUGUUUGGCGUGUUGCUCACCUUGAAGUUCUGUUUGCCAAUUAGAAACAUAUAAUAAGCAUUUGUGAUGGUUAAUCUUUU